AUGAGCAACGGCGCGCCGAGUGCGGACGCGAAGAGUGGCGAUGGCAGGGCGAGCGACGGCGGUCGCGAUCGCGCGAUGAGCCGCGGCUGGAUGAGCUGCGACGGCGCGAUGAGCGUUGGCAAGGUGAGCAAUGGCCGCACCAUGACGGGCGGCAAGACGAGCGGCGCGGCUACAACGACUCUUGGUGCAGAGGUCGCGAGCAGCGAUGGCACGCUGAGCCACAAUGGCCCGCUGAGCCAUGGCGCGACGAGCCAUGGCGAGGCGAGCAACGGCCGCAUCAUGACGGGCGGCAUGACGAGCGGCGCGGCUACGACGAUCGGGGCAGAGGCGAGCACGAGCGCGACUGGCACGAUCGGCGCGAUGACCGGCGCGAACGCGGCGAGGGGCAGCCACAGCACAGCGGGACGCCGCGACGCACGAAUGCGCAAUGAGCGCCCCUCGUUUAGCCGCUCUGCUGCCUAUGGUCAGCUCAAUGCUAAGCAGCUCAGCAGCCACAUCUCAAAUGCUGGCAGCGCUGACGCAUUGCUCGCGCUCUCUGCUGCCCACAGCACGAGCUUGGACCACAUCCACGCUGCGAACCUGUGGAACAAACUGGGCAAGCAGCGCAUCGAGCGGCGGCACGAGGAGCGGCUUGAGCAGCUGGCCGCAGCAACACCAGAGCAUCCAAGUUACCUCGCAGGUUGA
Emiliania huxleyi CCMP1516 is the source of this 684-nucleotide messenger RNA. RefSeq lists its product as hypothetical. The coding region runs from base 1 to 684 and encodes 227 amino acids. The transcript has 3 exons. The record is from RefSeq and is a predicted model, not a curated record. Lineage: Eukaryota; Haptophyta; Isochrysidales; Noelaerhabdaceae.